Messenger RNA from Saccharomyces eubayanus, 1308 nucleotides. RefSeq names its product Mrx4p (gene MRX4). The transcript has a single exon. The record is from RefSeq and is a predicted model, not a curated record. Bases 1 to 1308 code for a protein of 435 amino acids. NCBI's taxonomy places the organism in Eukaryota, Fungi, Ascomycota, Saccharomycetes, Saccharomycetales, Saccharomycetaceae.
AUGAGUGUACUAUAUAUAUCUCCACUACUAACAAAAACAAAAUGCUUAGCAUCUGGAGUAGAUGUGCGCUGGAUAAGAUUUGUAUCGCAUGCAAAAGGUGGUGGUACGAAAAUUGCAGACCAUAAUAUGUCUCGAGUAUUUGAUUCAAAGAUCCUCAAAUCGGGACGUAUCAAAGCCUUCAAACAUGCAGUAUAUCAAUCUGCCGUAGGUAAAGGCAAAGCUAACUUCUCCCCAAUGGAGGUUGAUUUAAUAACACGUUUGGUUAAUCGUGGGCUCAAGGAAGGAGGUAAGCAGGAUCCGGCGAAUUCCCUUCAAGAUAAACUGCUUCUCCUCAAUAAGUCAUUGUUGACACAACGCCUUUCUGAUAAAGACAUCUUGGAAGGAAUGAACUCUGUAUCUGUGCCAGUGAAUGUUGUUAUUCCCCGAGAUAUAACGUCUCAAGAAGAGAAACUGAAAGUUGAGCUGCAACGUCGAAAAUUAGAGAAUAUUGAUCUCCAUCCUAGUAGCCAGGUACAUAUUGAGGAACUUCUACGCUCUUUAAACAUCGAUACGAAUAAGCAUGAAGAGAUCUACAGGGAGGUUUCACUUUACCUACAGAAAAAUGAAGACAGUAAGAAUUCGAUGGGCCCCUCGCAACAUGACCAUGCAGACAUCGAUCUAAAUUCUUUGAAAAAAUAUUUGCAAAAUAUUGAAAAGAAGGCAUACCAGAAAAAUGUCAUUGAUAAACGAAAGAAAAAUCAAACUCGUAUCUAUGAAUGGAGCGCUGAUUCUUUCUCUGAAUCCGUACCGUUGACAGCAGGAAACAUUUUAUUUAAGAGGAGACCCAGCCGCCCAUUAAAGCACUUAGCAAAUAGAAUAAGCACAUUUUUGAACUCAAACAAAAGAGGAAAAAAGGUCGGUAAUGGCGAGAAAGCCAUGAAAGGGAGUAGGCUACUGUUGCAUUCAUUGGAUGACAAUAAGGACAUCACUGUGUCUGCCGAAUUUGACUAUGGUUUCUUCAACAUCAACUUCACAGACUUAUUCGGCGUCAUCAACGCCUCUGGAUAUCCACCAGAGAGAGUAUUGGACCAGAUCAAUGACAUUGAGCUAAAAGGUUGGAAAUGCGUAGGGAACUUGUAUGAUAAUACUAAAACGAUAGUUUUCCAAAGUAGCGAUCCAUUAUUCAAAGAGGAAGGAAGGGCUUCUAAAAGGCCGUCUACUGCUCGCAAGACAAUCAUCAUUUCUAUCACAACUUCAAUAGUCUCACUUUAUGCAUAUUAUAGAUACCGUCUUUCUCAACUCAAAGAGGCUAAAGUUAAUUCAUCUUGA